AUGAUUAUUCCAAAGCCCUCCGAGAAACCUCAAUCACCACCGCAUUCGUCACUCAAAUCAUCGCGAAGACGACCACGGAGCCCUGCCCCUCACUCAACUGUUCCAAGAUCACCUCCACCGGCACCAUCUGCAAGAGCUGUUCUGUGGAGUAAUGCACUACCACUUUGUCCGUUACAAAGUCUUGCGGCUGCCCCGGCGUUCUCUCAACUACAUCCGUCGACUUCGAGUGUGGAGAAGCUGACGUCUGUAAUAAGAUUGAGUGCAGAACGGUGUACGCAGUGA
Colletotrichum orchidophilum is the source of this 282-nucleotide messenger RNA. RefSeq lists its product as uncharacterized. Bases 1 to 282 code for a protein of 93 amino acids. The record is from RefSeq and is a predicted model, not a curated record. NCBI's taxonomy places the organism in Eukaryota, Fungi, Ascomycota, Sordariomycetes, Glomerellales, Glomerellaceae. The transcript has a single exon.